This is a messenger RNA of Sycon ciliatum, 1512 nucleotides long. RefSeq lists its product as uncharacterized. NCBI's taxonomy places the organism in Eukaryota, Metazoa, Porifera, Calcarea, Leucosolenida, Sycettidae. Gene Ontology annotation, molecular function: protein binding. Bases 236 to 1228 code for a protein of 330 amino acids. The transcript is spliced from 4 exons. The record is from RefSeq and is a predicted model, not a curated record.
GGUAAGGUCUACCACUGCGCCAGAAAGCCUGUCAAGUUCUGCUUCUGCCACCGCCUCUGCUACAACAGCUACGGUACCUGUUUCUAGUCCCAUUGCUGCACAAGACAGCCGGGCAAGUUCCGCUUCUGCCUCUGCUCCUGCCACUGCUUCUGCUACUGCAACGAGAGCUGAAGCUACAGCAGCUGCAGGCACAGCUGUUUCAUCCGUUGAUAGAGGAUAUCAUGUCUUACCUGCUAUGCCAACCCCAACACAGAUUGCAGACAUCAAGAAUCGCAGAAAGUGGAACAAGGUAGUAGCAGGUCUUGGAAGGAGUUUUUUUUCUUUUUGGAAUACUUCACAUCCGGUAGUACCACCGCAUGGCAAACAUGCCAAGCUUGCCACGUACAGUGACAGACUGGUUGCUGUGUGGCGUGAUGGUGUGAACAUCAUCAAGAUCCUGCAGACAUCAGACUUGCAGACAUGGCACAGUAUUGACCUACCAAGUGAAUACAGUAAGCUGGCUGGCCCAUCACUGGCAUCCCAUGGUGGUAUGCUGUACAUGCACUGUAACACAUACACCAAGAGCACCGACACACCGGUGCGCUCUAUUCUGCAGUACUGCGACACACCAGAUAACGGUGACGGCGGCCGCAGUGGUGGUGAUGGUGGUGGUCGAUGGACCACACUUACGGACGUCCCGUCGCACUGUCGCCAUGACUGGUGUACUCUACAUGUAUGUGCUGAUGCUAUUUCUCUAUAUGGUGGCCAGCAGGAUAGUGAUGGAACAAGGCACAAUCAUGUUGGUAUCUAUUCUCUCGAUAGCAAGCAGUGGGGCUCUUCUUUUUCAUCAUCCAAUGCUAGCCUAGUAUUACCUUCAUUGCCACUAUCAUGCAGCCGGGCAUCACUUGUCACAUUCCCUGAUUCACUGUACUUAGUUGGUGGUCCUACUGGUUGUUUCUUCAAACACCAUGAUGGUAGGUGGGUGUCCACCAGUCCACCUGAUGGUGUUAAGCUGAAGUUUAGUGCAGCAUGCGCACUGUCUGACCACUGGAUGGUUAUUUGCCCCAACACACCUUCUGCUAAGUGUGUCGUAUAUGAUAUUUCAUCUGGACAGGUCUAUCCACUACCAGCUAUACCGGAGCACAGUCGUUACACCCCAUCACUCACACUGUUUGGCAGUACACUGGUACUCAGUGUAGGUGGACCUGGCAGUGCUGCUGCUCUGUACACACUGGAUAUGAGUGUGUGAGUGUAGUAGGUUACUAACUACAGUCAAUCACUGAUGAUAACUACAGUAUGCAAACUGUACUGCUUUUCACUUUCUCUCUAUUAUCAGGAAGUUGCUAAUCUUUGUUUUUACAUCUUUCUGGUUGUCAAGUAAUUGUCUAGUUUUCCGCUGCCUAAUCCCCUGUAACAUAUACCCAGAUUGGUUGAGUGAAUAUUACUCUUACCUCUAUAGUCACCUCCAAACUUACCCAUUCUUUCCUUGAUGCAUCCACAGCAGGAAUGUGAAUUGUGAACUGAAAACUAUUA